This is a messenger RNA of Megachile rotundata (alfalfa leafcutting bee), 4695 nucleotides long. RefSeq lists its product as uncharacterized. Gene Ontology annotation, cellular component: membrane. NCBI's taxonomy places the organism in Eukaryota, Metazoa, Arthropoda, Insecta, Hymenoptera, Megachilidae. The record is from RefSeq and is a predicted model, not a curated record.
AUUUAAGAACGCGUUCUUUGAUCUGUUGUGUAAAAUUAAAUCAAGAAUGGCCGGGAAGAUGGCAGCGGCAGAGUUAAAACAUGAUAAUGUUUCGUCUUAUGAAACUGUGAAGAGAAAUGUAUCGACAGUGACAUUACACAGGGAAUUAGAAUAUUAUCGAUUCAGAUUAUUGGACUUACUUUACUAUUUGACUUCUGUUAGUUUUUUUUUCAUGGACAUAGCAACAGGUGAAUGAAGAACGAAAGUGCACUUACUUGCCUUUGUUUUAAUGAAAAAUGAUGAAGUUUAUAAAAGAAUAUGUGUUAAUAAGUAUAAAGAAUGAUCAAUAAAUCAAUGUACAUUCAGUAUAUUCUAUGUACGACAUGGAAUAUAGUAUUGUAUUUGUGGAAUACUUCUUGCAAGGCCAGUUUAUUUGGGGAUGCUUUGCUUUGAGUUUUACAAUACUACCCGCAGGUGUUAUUCAAAUGUUUAGUUUGAGAUGGUAUCACAGUGAUGGUUCUAUUAAAAGUAUACACUGGGCAUUACAUUUUUUGUUUUUAGGAGUAUUACACAGGUAUUUAAUUUUACUUUAUGCUACGAUAUAUUCGUUAAGGAGCAAACGAUUUGUGAAGGAUAAAAAUUGGGUAUAUAGACAAGAAAGUGACAUAUGCAUGCUACACUUAUUUGAGUCUUUUAUGGGGGCUGCACCACAAUUAAUAUUGCAACUAUAUGUCAUGGCAGUAUUACAUCGUAUGCCACUAUGCACAAGUCUGUCUGCCACGGUAUCCCUUUGCUCUCUGAGCUGGGCUAUAGGUACAUACACGAAAGCAAUGCACAAGAUAAACCCUGGUCAUAACGAGACCACAUGGGUUGUAUUAACUCUUCAAGGUCUUUGGCGUGCUGGAAUGCUAAUAUCUAGGAUAGCAGUGUUGGUUUUAACGGCCCUCUGUCUAAGAGAAUGGUCUCUGCUGUUUCUUGGUAAGAAUACCACUGUAGUACCGUUAAGUAGAUGUAUACAGUCACACAAUGUCUAUCAUUCUUUCAAUGUUACAGGUUUACAUUGGCUGUCCAUGACCAUUUGGGUGAUUCUCCAAAACACAGAGUUUUGCCCGACCGUGUGGGAAGAACGUAUUUAUAAUUGUAUCAUAGGAUUUAUUUAUUGUUUCGACUUUUUCAAUUUGCGUGUAGGCAAAUCUCGGUACAGAGUACUUGUCUUUUAUUCCAUCAUCGUGACAGAGAACAUAACGUUCUUAAUCGUGUACGUAUUGUGCUUUAAAGAUUCGAUAAAAAUUGAAGAGAUAGCGGUAAUAACGAGUUUGAUAAUAGGAGGGAUGAUGAUCGGCUUGUCGAGUAUGUUAGUUUAUUACGGAAUAUUUCACCCGUCGAAAUUUGGAGACGCAUCUGAGUACAACGACGAGAAGAAGUCCGAGAUCGUAACCAACAAAGCCGUCACUCCUAGAUCUUUCAAGCAGUCUUAUCCUAACUCGUUCGCAUCGCCGUCUCGCUCGAUCGAUCACUCUCAAGUGGUGACUUCGGAAGAAUCCACAACGGACAAGCAAUUUUUAUUAACGAACAUCGUGCAGAACUCCGAAUGCGCGGAGAAUGGCGUCACGAACCAAAGCUGCACAUCCGAGAACGAAUCGCAGACUGCCGUUCGCGUUGUGUCCGAGUGCGAGUCGGCGCACAACAAAUUUUUAAAGGACGAGAACGCUUCAUCGAAGAAUGCCUUCCCCGCGCCGGACGCUCGCGAAUAUUUGGAAAUCCAAGAAGACUGCAACGACGAGAAAGACAUUCAUCGUCAAAAACGCAGAGGAAUUUGUCUACCAACGACGCACGGUUUAGACAUAGAUAAAGAGGUUCCUAAAGACUCAGACUCCUGUCAGAAGAGACGCGCAAUUUGUUUCUCCACUCAACUCAUCCUCGAGAUGGAGGACAACUCCGAGGAGAAGACAGACAGACAAACCGAUGCCAACGACGAAUUAAAAGAACGUUCUCUCGCCGACAUCUGCGACGAUCUGACCAGUAUUACCGUAUUGAGAGAUAGACUGAAAACUCCUACAAUGUUCAACAACUGUGAGAAAAUUUCUGAGACCGAGAAACUGACGAAGGAGCUGCAGCAAAGAGACGAGACGAUGAGCUGCGUGACUUCUAUACACGAUUAUGAGAACGUUUGUCCCCUAGGCGUAGCCAGGCCUCCCUGGUGCAUUCGCAGCUGGAAAGGGUACACGGACAUAGAAACUUAUAUUCAUGACGAUAGCGUAGUCAGAGACCGACGGAGAGACACCCUGACGAGCACCACAACUGGUACCACUUACAGCUCCGAGUUCUCUGACACUACCUGUGCCAGUUCGCUGCUGAGAGGAAUUCUGAAGCAGGACGACUAUCUGGACACGCUCACGUAUGACCUGAUAGAUCCUCGAGAGCCAAAAUAUAGUGAGGACAUUUCUGCCAAACGGGACCUGGAGGAACAGAAUUCCAUGCUUUAUAUCGCAAAGCCAGUGGUGAUAGACGAGAAGGGUGGAAUGUUCGCAUUGGAUACUAUUUUGGAGGAGCACGAUGAGAUUUCCAACGACGAGAAAUUCGAGUACGAACGACCUGGCUGUGACUCGGUGAGCACUCUGGUGAACACCAUAGAUCAAAUCAGGAAGUAUACAGCUGAGAACUCCCCGAGACACGUGUACCACACCACGGGUACACAGUGGGAGGAUUUGGACCCGAAGAGUUUGAUCAAGAAGGCACAGCUGACCAGGGCGUUGUUUAAGAAUGAUCUGAAGGACCCUGCUGCUUGUAAUUACAUCAACCGGUUGGACGAGUCGGAGGCCAUAGUCCGAGGGAAGUGUGAAAUAGAUACGAUUAAGGAUCUAGUGAGAUACUGUACGAUAGAGUCAAUUAGGAAGACGCCGUUGAUAGACGCGAUACUGUCCGACUCGCCGAUUCUGGGGAACAAAGCGAAACUGCAGAAGCAAGUUUCUAUUGCGUAUAGGAAAGAGGACGACUCGAAGGAAAAUGAUCUGUACGUCGAGAUGAAUCCUUUGGUACCUGUUGAAAACGUUAAGGUUGUAUAUAAUAAUUUAUCUGAGCCUGUAUCCUGUAAUGUUGCCAAGCCCGAUGUUAAAUCUGACGUGCCAAUUUCCACGCAGACGAAGAACGACUCGGAGAAGCUAGAAAGUGACAAGCGUAGAAAAGCGAUCAAUUUUCCUAAACGAAAGUUCUCUCUGUUGAAGGAGAAGUUUGAGUCCAAGUCGCAGCUGGUUUACGUUGUCACGCCGAACAACGGUAUUAAAAUUGAACCAUCACCCGACUCGGAGAAGAAGGUUUCCGUGAUCUUGAAGAAGACCGAUUGUACGAGGCACGAUAAAGAAAAUUUAGCUCCUGUCGCCAGGGUCAGCCACGCUAAACACGCUUCCGACGGAUCGGUGAACGGGGGAAGUUCUGAAUUGAUCUACGAGAACGACGAGUCUUUGUGCAAUACUGACUUAAAUUUAAAAGAGAGGAGGCAUAUAUUUCUGGAGCAGGUUCUGUCGCCACCGAAACUUCUGACAUGGAACAAAAGGAAGUCCCUUGGCGGGUCCACCGUGAAGAAGUUCUGAGGAUUAGAAUAUAUGUUUCAUAGGGUAAAACUUUUAUACAAAAGUGAUAUGUAGUUUUACUUUAUAAAGUUUAUAUUUUUUUACUCGGUUUCACUAGCUUUCGAAAUGAUGUACAUUUAGUUUCAGAAUGCGAUGAAAAAUUUUAACGUGUAUAAAUUGAUUUUAUACGAAGGCAGUUUAAUUGGAAGUACAGGAUGUCUGACGACUAGUGUAGGUCCAAUGGGUAGCUGACGUGAUUCUGAAUAAGUUUUCCCUUUGCAGAAAUGGGGUGCAAAGCUUCGUUUUUGAAUAAUUAAGGAAAAACUUCAGAGCGCGAGGAUUAAGCAUGCGCAGACGCGGGAGCGUCAGCCUACUGGCUGCGCGCGCAUAAUCCUCGCGCUCUGAUUGGUCCAUGUCUUCCGUCUUAAUAAUUCAAAAACGAAGCUUUAAAUCUCAUUUUUGCAAAGGGAAAUUUUAUUCAAAAUCACAUCAACUACGCUUCAUUAAACUUAUAUUAGUUGUGAACCCUGUAUAGUACUAUGUAGGAAACAAGGAAAGGAGAUAACGCUUUCUUUUAUUAAGUUUUAUUACGUAUGUAAAUCAAUUGCAUCUCAUUGCCAAGUAUGAUAUUACGCUAUAUUAUAUAAUAUUGUAAAUCUGCAAUAAUUAUACAUACGAAAAAUUAUUUUUAUAUACAGCAAUGUUAUAUAUAAUAAAAGACUUUUUACAUAAUAUUGUUUUCUGAAAUGGCACCGGAGAACAUUGCACGUCUUCGUUACAUAUAGGGAAAUUGCAACGGGGUAAAUAAAUCUGUAUUUAAAAGUACGGCAAUAAAAAAAAUAGUGCUAUUUUUAAUAGUAAAGUGACAUUUAACAUAUAUUUGUUUAAAACUUUUUGAGACUCUGCUACGCUAUAAAAUGUAUAGUUCAUUAUCGUUUACAUGAUUCUUAGUUACAUCUUCAACUAAAUUUCUUAUUAAAAGUGAUUGUAUCAUGCAACGUGUUAACGAUGCAGGGCGAAAAUUAUCGCUACGUAUAAUAAUUUAGUUAGGAAGGUUAAAAAAACGAGAAUGAAUGAAAUUAAAAAACUAAUCAGUCUUUUGCGUUGAACUUUUUUCCAACCGCAUGAUAUGUACUGUAAUCGGCAG